This is a messenger RNA of Eptesicus fuscus (big brown bat), 4371 nucleotides long. RefSeq names its product La ribonucleoprotein 1B (gene LARP1B). Gene Ontology annotation, molecular function: RNA cap binding. The coding region runs from base 405 to 4019 and encodes 1204 amino acids. The record is from RefSeq and is a predicted model, not a curated record. The transcript has 21 exons. Gene Ontology annotation, biological process: positive regulation of translation; mRNA stabilization. Gene Ontology annotation, cellular component: cytosol; cytoplasmic stress granule. Lineage: Eukaryota; Metazoa; Chordata; Mammalia; Chiroptera; Vespertilionidae.
GGGCGCGUGCCGCCAGCACUCCGCUAGAGGUCCUCCGGCCGGCGGCUCCUGCUGCUGCUGCUGCUCGCUCGCUGCCUGCGCCAGGUGACGGCUGGCGGCCGGCGGCUCGCGGCUGCGGCGCCCGGCGCGGGUUGGCUGGCUCGGGCGUGCGUCGCUGAGGCGGACGGAGCCAACGGGCGGUUAGCGCUCCGUUCGACGCGGGGAGGGGCGGCACCCCGGGCGCUGCACGGCCUCGGCCGACGCGGGCGGCGGUGGCGGCGGCGACGGCGGCCGGGUUCUCGGGCUCUGUGCCCCAGGCCGGAGCCAGUGGGUGCCCCGGCGGAGAGACGGGCAGCCGGACUCCCUGGCCCCGGCCUCCCUGGCCCCGGGCCUCCCGCGGCUGGGGCGGCUGGGGCAAGGGGACCAUGUCUGCUCGCGCUCCGGUGCCUGCGGCUCACUCUCGGGAAGAGUCGCCCGCGGCGGCUGCUGAGAAGGAGUCGCUGUCGCCCGGGGUGAGCCGGCAGACCGAGCAGCUGCCCCCGCCCGAACAGGAGGGCAAGCCGGCGGCGAAGGAGGAGAGGGCCGCCGCCGCCACCGCCACCGCCACCGCCACCAGCGCGGGGGCGCGGGGAGAGCCGUCGCCGGCGCCGGUGCUGGGUCACAGCGUGCCCCAGGCGGCCGUGCCCGUGAGGCCUCUGGCGCUGCACCUGGCGCACAGGGCGCGCGUGCCAGGGGGCCCCUUCGGCGGAGAGCCGCCGCCGCCGCCGCCGCGGGACCCGCCGGCCGAGGACGCCCGGGAGGAGGAGGCGACGGCCGGCUCCGAAGAAAAGCCGCCGCCGCCGCCGCCGCCGCCGCCGCCGCCGCUGCCUAAGGAGAACCCUUGGACCAAAAAGCCGCCUCAGCACCUGUCCCCUGCCGGGUCGGAGCCGCCGCCGCCCCCACUGGAAUCCCUGGAAGCAGAGCUCAGUUCCCCAAAAAUUAUAAAAGCAGGAAAACUCAAGACAAAGAAAUCCAACAAGGCUAGUGAUUUCAGCGAUAUGGCGAAUUGGCCAACACCAAGUGAAUUAGUGAACACUGGAUGUCAGAGUGUCAUCAACCAAGGAAAUAAGAAACUACAAAAUAAAAAAGAAAAAGAAGAUAAAGUUGAAAAGAGAAAUAGCAGUGAGAGCAAAGAAACCCGGGAAACAAAACUAGAUGGUCCUGGUGAAAAUAUCAGUGAGGAUGAAUCUCAGUCAAAUAAUCAGCGAAGGAAAGCUAAUAAGCACAAGUGGGUACCACUCCACUUAGAUGAUGUAAGACCAGAUAGUCAAGAAAGACCAGGAUCCCGGAACAGCUCAAGGUGUCAACCUGAAACAAACAAAUCAUCACAAAACAAUAGGAGAAAUGAUACACGAAGUUGGAGACGUGAAAGAGAAAAGAGAGAUGAUCAAGAUGAAGUUUCCAGUGUGAGAAGUGAAGGUGGUAAUAUCCGAGGUUCCUCAAGAGGCCGAGGAAGAGGCCGAGGACGGGGAAGAGGACGAGGCAGAGGAAAUUCUCGAUUGAACUUUGAUUAUUCAUAUGCUUAUCGAGAACAUGGUGAAAGGACUGAUCAACCAUUUCAAACAGAACUUAAUACCAGUAUGAUGUAUUACUAUGAUGAUGGUACAGGUGUACAGGUAUAUCCUGUGGAAGAAGCAUUGCUCAAAGAGUAUAUUAAGCGCCAAAUUGAAUAUUACUUCAGUAUAGAAAAUUUGGAACGGGACUUCUUUCUUAGGAGAAAAAUGGAUGAGCAAGGUUUCUUGCCUAUUUCCCUGAUUGCUGGUUUCCACCGUGUUCAGGCUCUCACUACAAACCUUAAUCUCAUUUUAGAGGCACUGAAAGACAGCACAGAAGUGGAAAUUGUGGAUGAGAAAAUGAGAAAAAAGAUAGAACCAGAAAAAUGGCCAAUUCCGGGCCCUCCUCCACGUAGGGUGCCACAAACAGACUUCUCUCAACUGAUUGACUGCCCAGAGUUUGUCCCAGGCCAAGCCUUUUAUUCACAUGCAGAGUCUGCCCCCAAUUCUCCAAGAAUUGGAAGUCCACUGAUCCCAAAGAAAAGUACUGAAACAAGUAAUCUCCAAGCAAUGACUAGAGUUUUGUCUACCAGUUUGCCUGACUUGGACUCAGAACCUUGGAUAGAAGGAAAAAAGAGACAUCGUUCAUCCCCAGUGAAAUUGAAUGAAUCAGCAUCUCUACCUGAAGAGGCAUCAAAUCAACUAUAUCCUCCAGAUGAACAAGAACAAGAAGAACUUGAUUUUUUAUUUGAUGAAGAGAUGGAACAAGUAGAAGAACGAAAAAACACAUUUAUUGAUUGGUCUGAUAAUGAUUCAGAUUAUGAGAUAGAUGACCAGGAUUUAAACAAGAUUUUGAUUGUAACUCAGACACCACCUUACAUGAGAAAACAUCCUGGAGGAGAUCGAACAAGCAACCACAUGUCUCAGGCAAAAAUUACAUCUGAACUUGCUAAAGUUAUCAACGAUGGCUUAUAUUAUUAUGAACAGGAUCUGUGGAUGGAAGAAAAUGAAAACACACACACAGCCAUAAAGCAAGAAGUUGAGAACUUUAAGAAGCUAAAUCUCAUUAGUAAAGAGCAGUUUGAAAACCUAACACCUGAACUUCCUUUUGAGCCAAACCAAGAAGUUCCUGUAGCACCUUCGAAGUCCAGGCAAGAAAUAUCUUCAACAACAACAGUCUGUUCACUGCCAACAGCAGUUCCAGAAUCUUCUAGAAUUUAUCCUGCAAGGACACCCAAAACACCCCGAACACCCAGGUUACAAGAUCCAAACAAAACACCAAGAUUUUAUCCUGUGGUUAAAGAAUCAAAAGCCCUUGAUAUAAAGAGUCCAAGAAAGAGAAAAACAAGACAUAGUACAAAUCCCCCUCUGGAGUGUCAUGUUGGUUGGGUAAUGGAUUCCAGAGAUCACGGGCCAAGAACACCCUCUGUCAGUUUGAAGGCUUUCCCCCCCUCCUCAAACAGCAGUUCAAAUGCUUCACCUUCAGAAGGUGCCCAACUCAUAGGAAGUUAUGGAUGUACUCCUCACUCGUUCCCGAAGUUUCAGCAUCCUUCUCAUGAACUUUUGAAGGAAAAUGGCUUUACCCAACAAGUGUACCACAAGUAUCAUCGAAGAUGCCUAAGUGACAGAAAGCGCUUGGGAGUUGGCCAGUCUCAAGAAAUGAAUACUCUCUUUCGUUUCUGGUCUUUUUUCCUCAGAGACCACUUCAAUAAAAAAAUGUACGAGGAAUUUAAACAACUUGCUUGGGAAGAUGCAAAAGAAAAUUACAGGUAUGGAUUAGAAUGUCUUUUCAGGUUUUACAGUUAUGGACUGGAAAAAAAAUUCAGACAAGAAAUUUUUAAGGAUUUCCAAGAAGAAACCAAAAAAGACUACGAAUCUGGUCAAUUGUAUGGAUUAGAAAAGUUUUGGGCUUAUCUAAAAUAUUCUCAAUCUAAGACACAGUCUGUUGACCCAAAACUUCAGGAAUACCUCUGUAGCUUUAAGAGGUUAGAAGACUUCCGUGUUGAUCCCCCUAUUAGUGAGGAAUUUGGAAGAAAAAGACAUUCAUCUACUGGUUCAGAGAGUGAUCAUCAUAGACUUCCAUCUCAUUCCUCCACAAAGUCACCAAAUGCUGCUAAGCCUGCAUCUGCCAGUCAACUUCAGAUUCCAAUAAAUUCUCCCAGAAGGAAUAUGUCACAGGAGUCCAGUGACAAUUCACACCAGAACAGUGCUGCCUCAGUCUCCACAAAUGGCUUUAUUUUGAAACAUACCUCAAAUCAUUCUACAGUUAAGAUUUCCACAACCCAGGGCUCAUGGAACAUCACAGAAAAUACCCCAAGAUACAAAAAGAUACUGAUUGCUGAAGGAAAAUUUGCAAUGAAAAUUAUAAACUACAUGAAGAAACACCAUGGAGGAGUAGAUAAUGGAUGUGAAUGGACUUUAAGCCCUAACAACAGACCCAGUUGGCUUCAAAGCAAGAAGCUGGAAGAGAGCGGGGUGGUGUCAAUUAACACAUCCACGAAGGAGUAGGUCAGGUUGGGCCUGGUCUAUAUGUUACAACUUUUGCUUCUACUGCAGUUUUGUAAACAUAAGUGAACAUGUUGAAGAUAAAGCUCAAAAAACAACAACAACACAAAAACCACUUAAAAGACACAUGUGUUCCUUUCUCCCACCUCCCAAAUAUUAGCCAUCUCAUUGGGUACUUCUUAUGUAUGACUUAUUUUUUUUUUCAGUGUGAUUUAAAAGUUAAAUUGAAGAAAAUACAGUGUUGUUAUAUAUCAAAAUACUCUACAUGGAAUAAGGGAGAAGCAAUAUACCUACAUUUCAGAAAUGUGGGAUAAACAAUCAGAAAGGUAAACUGUAAAAUCUCUUGCCAUACUAA